Neodiprion virginianus is the source of this 1695-nucleotide messenger RNA. RefSeq lists its product as uncharacterized. The transcript has 2 exons. Gene Ontology annotation, cellular component: mitochondrial inner membrane; nucleus. Bases 71 to 1288 code for a protein of 405 amino acids. Gene Ontology annotation, biological process: apoptotic DNA fragmentation. Gene Ontology annotation, molecular function: metal ion binding; nucleic acid binding; RNA endonuclease activity. The record is from RefSeq and is a predicted model, not a curated record. NCBI's taxonomy places the organism in Eukaryota, Metazoa, Arthropoda, Insecta, Hymenoptera, Diprionidae.
CCAAGAGCAUGGCAGAAGAAGACCUUAGCUCCCAGUCCACUGUUUCGACCGCUUCUUCUCCACACUGGAAAUGAUCUGGCUCGCGACGCUCCUCGCAAUUGCGAUUGCAUCGACAAACGCUUUGCCAACUCGAAGCGGUGGAUGCUCCGUGUCCCUGAACGGAGACCUGAACGACCCUCAACCACUGAUCCUGGUGCCAAAAGGUCAAGAAGCCAGUUACGUAUUGCCCGUAGACACCAGCGGGACGUUGGUCUUCGCAGAAAACGAGGAACUGCGUCUGGCAUGCGUGGGAGAGAACAACUAUCUAGUGGGUGUGGGCGAUGAGGAUAUUCAGGACAUCGAGGCGUACUGCGUCAGCGACAAAACAUUCCUGGUAAACUCGGUCGAGUACGAAUUCGGAGAUUUGGUUUGCAGCUUCGUGCCGUCAAGUACCGUCAGAAGAACGGGGGAAGCCUGCCUGGACAAGUACAGCCAGGUCGAGAUCGGAUUCGAUCUUGGAGACGAGUUCCUGAGAACGAUUGAAAUCUGCCGUGACGACGACAUCUACUUCACCUAUUGGACCAAGUUCAAUCUGACCAAGGCGAUCGGUGGCUACCAGCGCAGCUAUCCGAGGCCCAGCUGGUCCCAGGGCGACUUCUGGGGUGACUACAACGUGAACACCCAGUUCACCAGGUCGGUCCAACGGGCAACGGUCUCCUUGAUCGUGAACUCCACCGAACUCGGCGCCGCGUACAUCAGCAGCUCCACGAACUACUACUUCGCUCGAGGUCACAUCACCGCGAAGGCAGACUUCGUCUACGGCUCGGCCCAUUGGUCUACUUUCUGGUACGUAAACUGCCACCCGCAAUGGCAAACCUUCAACGGAGCGAACUGGAUGUACUUGGAGUCGGACGUCAGGAGCUACGCGAGUAAUUCUCAGGUGGACCUCGACGUCUACACGGGUGUCCACGGCAUCACAACCCUCCGUGACGUCAACGACGUAGAACAGCCUAUAUAUUUCUAUGCCUCUGGAGACGAACGAGCUCUACCUGUCCCUAAAUUCUUCUGGAAAAUCAUUUACGAUCCGCUCACGCAGAAGGGAACUGCAUUCGUUGGUGUGAACAACCCGUACAUCACCGAAGUGACAUCGGACUACUACAUCUGCGACGAUAUAAGCAGCAAGAUCACGUGGCUGACUUGGACCGCGGAUGAUAUUGAAAAGGGCAUUUCUUACGCCUGCACCAUUGACGAUCUAAGGGAAGCUGUUCCAACCUUACCGGAACUCACCGUCGUCGACAUACUGACGUAGAGUCUAAUCAAUUCAGUUUCACAAUUUAUCAGCCCAGAGUUAAACAAUUAAUUGAUCUGCUGAUUGUAAUGCUGUUAAAAUCUUCAGCGGUUAUCAGACCAAGUCUGGUGUGAUGAACAAUUUCAAAUGAAAAAUAAUCGUUCAAUAUGUGCUGACAGAGAAGUAUAACUCCUUUGCAAAUUGUAAAUAUAUGUUUUAUUUUUCUACUUCUGCCUGACCCUUCCGGAAACCUCAACACCGAAGUGUUUUUAAUCUUAUACGUAUUUCAGUUUUUGUAAUCCACAUGACUUCGGUUAUCUUUUGCUCCGGGACUUUAUACGUCGUUACAAAUUCCUUGGGGAGAACCCCAUAAGAUGUACUAAAUACCGAAGCAUACCUGAAUUGUGAAAUCAAUUUUUUUUUAGGGA